AUUUUACAUUUACUCCGGAAACGGACGACCGCGAUCCUGUUCCAUUUUUUUUUUCUUUCUUUUUUUUAUUAUUUUUUUUUUUUUGUGGUGCCGCAUCCUUGUUUUGGCAGAUUUACACAAAAAUAAAAGUGACAAAGUGCGCUGCACAUGAGUCGAAGGACGCGCGCCUUCAGCAUCCUCGCACCAGCCUCAGUGGAACUCAAGCCGAGUCGCCGGAAAAGCCAUCCAUCCAUCCCAUACCAUCACUACCAUGCCCACACGAUUCAUUUCGCGCGUCCAUAGUUUCUCCUGCCGACCGUGGCUUUCCAUCCACACAACCCCCACCCACACCCAGAGGACACUGUUCAAAAAGUUGUGGUCUUUGUAUGCUGACAUAUACCAGUGCUUAACGGAAUACCUCAUAAAGUGGCCAAGUGUGACAAUCUAGUAAUUGUGUAUGAGCCAUUUAUAUAAGGAAGGCUACGUAGAAUAUGCAGAUAGAUCCUUUCGAUUUGACUUUCGACUUGAAUAUUGCGAAAUUUAAUUAUAAUAAUGAUAACAACAACGCAAGAGUCUUUUAAGCUAUUAAAAGCAAGUAGUUAUCUGGUUGUUAGCAAUGGAUUUUAAAUUGGAAAUAAAAUGGCAAAUGAACUACGUUAUUAUUUCUAAUCACCGGAAAACAUUUGAGCCGAACUUUAUUCUUCCCGAAAGUAUCAAAAUUGUUUUCUCUGCAAAAGGAAUCGUGCUUGGCCAUUUAAUUGUGGUCUCUGGUGACCAGCAGGGGUUCCGAAUGGGAUGUGCGAUGUGGGAUGGGUGGAUGCGGAAUGGUAGGAUGCUGGGAUGCAGAAUGGGAAUUGUGGAGGUAGAAUGGUGCUUUCUUCGAUUCAAUUCGAUUUGUCGUAAUGAAGCUAGUCCACGGAGUCCCAUCCAAUAGUUAACAUAUUUUUAUUGCCUGUUGUCGCCAAAGUGUCCCCCACCCGGAUUCGCCAGAUCCGCCAGAUCCGCCUCCAUUUGCCCAUCCCCAAGCAACCGUUCAUGCCGAUGCCCAUGCCCAUGCCCAUGCCCCCCACCACCAUCUACAUACUAUACAUACGUAUAUAGAACCAUCUAUAUCCCAGCUCCCUUGGCAGUUUCGGUUUCAAGUGCCAUUGGAGCUGAAGCUCCUCCGGAUUGCUCACUUGAUGGCUUGGCCGAUUCAAUGUUUGCGCUUUUGCGUGGCCAACAAGUGCGGAUGGGAAUGGUAGUGGGUUGGGUAUUGAGAUUGGGAUUGAGAGUGAAAGUGGGUGGGUGGGGGAUUGGCGGGAGGUCAAGAGCUGGUCAUUUGGGAAUCGGGUUUAGGGUUCUCUCGAGUGGGCACCUCCCGCCGCCGUUCCCCAAAGUUGCUUACAUCAUUUCGGGGGAGCCUUUAAAAGUCAUGUUCACCAACACGGUGCUGGGCUGCCGGGCUGAACAAAUCCAGAGUAAUCAACGAUGUCAGGGGAACUUCGUAAAUAUGUAUGAGUUUUAAUGCAAAUCUUUACAUUUCCCAAUCGGAGGGACUUCAGGUACAAGUAACUCAAACAUUUCAAGGGCAAUUAUCACAAGCAGCUGAGCAGCUGCCGGGGGAAAAGUUUUUAAAGUUAUCAUUUUCGUGGCAAAAUAUUAACUUAAUAAAUGCUGCAGCAUACACAAUUUUAAUUAAAAAUGUAUAAUAGCCUUGCGAUUAUUCUUUGCACGUUAAAUCGAGCGAUGAAGUUAAGUUUUGGUGUAGGAAUUUACUGGCCUUUUGCGGUUUUAUUUGUUUAAUCGUAAUGGGUUAGUCCCUUGGAAAAUCCCUGGGGGGAGGAGCACUUAGACCCUUCACGGGGGGCUACUCCUGAUCGCAAUCAAUCGUGGUUGGUCAAACUUUCGCCAACCGAAACUUUUACUCCUGCCCACUUUUAUCCACCCAUCAGACACACAGCACACACAAACUUAGUGAUUCAUUAAAGCAAUUAGAAAAGUCCGGAAUCCGUGGCUGAGAGGACAAACAUUUAGCAACACUUCUCUUGCAUGCAGCCAGGAUUCACGGAGCGAGUGCGGGACCACCUAAUGCUCAUUGAAAUUUACGAUUAUGCUGCGAAAUUAUUAAACAAUAUGACCGCCAGAGGAGUCAGGAAUUCAGUGGGAAAAGCAGGGAAAGCCGAAGCAGCCGAAGCAGCCGAAGCAGCCGAGAGCCGUACUAAGGAAUCAACAGGGAAAUUGGGCAGCCUGCUUGGCCGCACACUGGCCAAAGUGGCCCGCUCCAAUCCCGCCCAGCACGUGACCAAUCUGCCCGUUUCCGCACUCCUGCUCCAGGCCCUCGACGUGGCGGACGUGGCCCGCGGACAGGGAAUCGAUUAUCCCAUCACUAGCACCACCAGCAUCAGCACCACCUUCAACACCACCAACACCACCACCACGGGCAGUGACCCAACGGAUGUGCUUGGCGGUCAGCCGCCGGCGUUCUCAUUUCCCGCCAACGUCACUGGAGCAUCGGGAAGUGCGGGGGAUGCGGACGCAUACCUGCCCACGGGCAAUCUCAGCGGUUUCAUCGAAUCCUCAACGACGGCGGUGAUGAGCACACUGCCCAUUCCGCUGCCAAUCCCCACCAGCACCAUGGCCACGCUCCAGGCCCAAACGGUGGCCACCUUCAUCGCCGCCACCGGCAGCAAGAAUCGCCCAACGACCAUCGUUGUCUACCCAACGGUUUCACCCGAGUCGAUUGUCAUCCCGAUCGUCUCCUGUAUCUUCGGCUUCCCCAUCCUGGCGCUCCUGGUGAUCUGUUGCCUGCGAAGGAGGGCCAAGUUGGCCAGGGAGAGGGACAGGAGGCGGAACUACGACAUGCAGGACCAUGCCGUCAGCCUGGUCAGAUUUAGUCCAAUACAUAGGCUUACCACUCGCAGAUCGAAUGACUUGUCCGUAUUUUACGACAUCAUGCAUCCUGCAACCUGCAUCCCAGCAUCCCAGCACCCCAGCAUCCCAGCAUCCUGCAUCGGAGCAGAUACAAAAUUCAUCUUUGCCCUCACUUUACGAGCAUAUAGCCCACAUUCACAUUUAAAAGCACCCCCAGGUCCUUUGCCCACUGAUAUAUAUACACACUCGACUCGCUUUCACUUGGCCAGUUUUCCUCUUAAUCUGUGCCAUGUCGUGGCCAUUAAUACACCUGUGUCGACCAUUGUUGUUGGAUCAGCCAGCCUGCAUAAAAGAAAGAAAGUUGGGAAUCCACAAAAGGAUGACAAAGAGCCCGACGACGCAUCAUCAAUAUCAUAAUCAUUGUUUUUUAAGAGCCCGCAUGUCGAGAAUGUACCUUUGUACGGAGGCACUGAAUUGUCAUUGUCAGUGGACAGCGCAGUAUCCAAGCCAAAAUCCCCACAAAAUCCGAGCACAGGUGCAUUAGCCAUCCUGCCAGACACGCGCACUGAGAGAAUUCGGUGCACGUUCAUUUCAUAUUCGAUGUUGCAUUAUUUCCACCUCUUUAGCGAAACUCUUGGGCGAAGACCAUCUUCUGUCUAUCGAUUGCAGAUUUCCAGUCAUUUUCUAUCAAUUUACUAUUUAUGAUAUAUACAUAUUCCAUUCCGACAAUAUUGAAGUUCUUAUCGAAACGGCAAAAAGAUUCAAUUUAUUCAAAUUAUGCCAGGCAUCCAUGCUUCCUACCGAAGAGCAAACUACGGAAAACGUGAGUUGAGUGAAAGCAGUACAACUUAACUGGGAGAAAGUGAGGCACAUGUGUGUGUGUGUGUGUGUGUGAGCUGCUUUACAAGUGUCAAGCGAAGAGAGAGAGAGAGAGAGGGCACUGAAGCAAGAGAGAGAGAGUAGCUCGACUUGCAUUUGCAUUUGCAUAGCAUACCUUUGGGCGCUCGCAGUCCUGUUUGCAUAUCACAAAAUCGAAUGGGGAGACGGGGGAAAAGCUGUGAGUGAGCGGCAGUUGGAGGAAAACACAAACACAAACAGGAAAAACUGUUGAGAGGGUUCGCUAGAAUAGUAGCUUGCCCGCUUAUUUAGCAAUGCGACACACACACACACACGUGGCGCGCCCCCGGAGUUGCCACGCCCACUAAAGCACGCUGUCGUGCGAGGGUUUCAGUGCUUUAUGUACGCACGAACACGCAGAAACAUUUUUAUAACUGUAAAUUUCAUAUUCAGAACGCGGGGCGUCAACUGAAUGUGAAUCCGCCACUUCAGGUCGCAUAGAGCAAAAAAAAAAAAUAAAUAAAAAAAAAAUAAAGCACUCUGGCAGAAAAAAAAAUAAACAAGCACACACACACACAGACGCAGUCAACCCUUCUUCAUCGGAAACACACGCAGCAAAUGCCGUCACAUUUGGCUGAUACCCUUGAUUAAGUGCAGUUUCGCCAUAGCUUUUCUCUCAACGAACUAAUCGUGUGGCGCCACAGAAAUCAAUAGAAGUAUAACCUCGUAAGAAUAGGUAUCAUUUAAUCUAGGAUUUUCCUCCUUUUCAAGGAUUUGACAACCCUGCCCUGCCAUUAUACCCUUAUAAAUUUAUAAAAAUUUACCUCUGUGCAGCGCCGCAACGAUGAUGAUUAAGUUGGUGUUGACGAGGUCGACACAACCGCAGGAUCCCAAAAACGAGGAGCGACAACCGCAAACUACACUGGUUUUUGGCUGUGUCGCUUCUUGGCCCCAAAAACAACACACAACUCAAUCCCCCCUUUCACCACCACCACCCCUCCCCCCUCAAGUGGGGACAUGCGUUUUUUGGCACACAUUUUCGCAAAACGAUUACGCAUCACCGCAGAUCCUUUGUCUCUUUUUUUUGUAUUUCGUCCCAACCAAUUUACCCCCCUUCUUGUUUUCGCAUAACUUUUUUUGUCAUCUCGUCUUUUAUAUAUGUAUGCUCCACAUUUGCCAGGGACGACAUCAAAUUGAGUUAAUCAUUUAAAAAGGAUGUUCAUUUAGCAGCGAGUGCAUUUUUUCGCAUUUAAUUACUUUAAAAUCUGCUGGCGUUUUUGGCACAACGUUUUUGGGACACCAUAAACUAAUCAAACGUACAUUUCAUUUGCAUGUUUCACAAGUAGUUUAUUUCACACACCGUUAGUAGUUUUCGCUUGUUAAUACUGACACGGGGGCAAUAUACCCAUUAUUUGUUUAAGAAAAUGGGAAAAUAAGAAGUGCUGUCGCUCGUUUCGGCCAAGAUAUAUAUUUUGAGAUGCGAUGCAAGUAAAUCACUUUUCACCCCACGUUUUUCUCAUUUUUGGCGCGUGACACCAGCACAUCGUCUCCUUUUCGACAUCAUUCAUAUCAUAUUCACAUAUUCACCACAACCCCCAUGGCAUUUUAUCCUGCUCGAAGGACCAAACGCAAAGAGACAAAUUUGAUUAAAGGAAAUUCUCUCUUCCCAAUGCCCGCAAACCACAUCCACAGAUUACCGAUCGUCGCGAGCUAUCAGUCUACGUCCUGAACGAAGCCUAAGCCAGGGCUUCACCUCUCUGGAGCUGGACACUGUGCUGGAGGAG
Molecule: messenger RNA, 5453 nt
Organism: Drosophila mauritiana
Lineage: Eukaryota; Metazoa; Arthropoda; Insecta; Diptera; Drosophilidae
Exons: 3
Coding region: 2011-3249 (412 amino acids)
Source: RefSeq, a predicted model, not a curated record